Messenger RNA from Macrobrachium nipponense, 630 nucleotides. Its product is annotated as proteoglycan 4-like. The transcript has 2 exons. Bases 1 to 630 code for a protein of 209 amino acids. NCBI's taxonomy places the organism in Eukaryota, Metazoa, Arthropoda, Malacostraca, Decapoda, Palaemonidae. The record is from RefSeq and is a predicted model, not a curated record.
AUGGCUACUACGAGAGCUGAGGCUGGUAUACCCAUUCACAGCUGGGUCGACUGGUGGGGUGCCCAGCAAUCGGAGCAGAGAGCCAGAGACCCAGAGAGCCAGAGACCCAGAGACCCAGAGACCCAGAGACCCAGAGAGCCAGAGACCCAGAGACCCAGAGACCCAGAGAGCCAGAGAGCCAGAGACCCAGAGACCCAGAGAGCCAAAGAGCCAGAGACCCAGAGACCCAGAGACCCGGAGACCCAUAGAGCCAAAGAGCCAGAGACCCAGAGAGCCAGAGACCCGGAAACCCCAAAGAGCCAAAGAGCCAGAGACCCGGAGACCCCAAAGAGCCAAAGAGCCAGAGACCCGGAGACCCAGAGAGCCAAAGAGCCAGAGACCCGAGACCCGAGACCCAGAGAGCCAAAGACCCAGAGACCUAGAGACCCAAGAGACCCAGAGACCCAGAGAGCCAGAGACCCAAAGACCCAGAGACCCAGAGAGCCAGAGACCCAGAGACCCAGAGACCCAGAGACCCGGAGACCCAGAGACCCAGAGACCCAGAGAGCCAGAGACCCGGAGACCCAGAGACCCAGAGACCCAGAGACCCAGAGAGCCAUAGAGCCAGAGACGCCGUCAUUCCUUAUGUAA